AUGCGUCAAUACCUCACACGCGUUCACAAUAAAAUAACAAAACAUGAGUAUGCCUUUAACGACAGCUUCUACGCUGUCGAUAGAAUUAGUACAACUAAAAAAGAGCUAACAUUUGAUUUUCCAGCUUUUGGGCAUAAAACGUUAUCAUUUAGAAAUGUGAAUGGGCAUGUGGAGCCAAAUGUGGUGAAGAGGUUUCGAGCUACGCCUGAACGUAUUGAAUUGGAAAAUUACAGGGUUUCAUUACAGCAAGAAAAGGAACUUGAAGAGGUUCCAGAAGAGACACUAGCAGAACACAACUUGAGUUGUGUAUUAGACAAAACAGCUGAAGAGGAUGAAGCAAGCAGCAAGCAACGUUACAGCUUCCAAAAGUCCUUUUAUAGUUCUGAAUCAGAAAUGGAGGAAGAGGACCUACCUGCACCUGACCAAAAAGAUGCAGAGUGGAAGGAGGCAAUUAAUAAUGCUCAGCAGAAGGAAAAGUCAGAGACUAAAAUGAAAACUGAAGCAGUUCAAUACUCAGGAGAUGAAGAAGAGGAGGAGGAGGAGGAAGAAGAAGAAGAGGAGUCUAGUGAAGAGGGAGAAUAUUAUACCUGGGAAAGAGAACUCCAGUUAGACCUCCGGCUGCAGACUUCCUCAGAUGAAGAGGAUACUGGUACAUAUAAAGUAAAAGACCUACACAUUCAAGAAAUAGUUCAUCUGGCAGGCCCCCUGGAAAUUCAAGAAGAUGUGCACUGGGAACACAUUCCAGAGAAGGAAGUGCAGGUGUUCUGUCCUUCUGAAUCUUCACAUCUAAAAGGUGCCUGUGAGGAGGAUGAGCGGGAGGAGGACUUGGAAGUGGAAGCAGAAAUCAGGUGUGAAACAUCAGUCCUCAAAGAGCCAGAUAAAGAUCAGUCAAUAUCUACUAAACUGGUGAGGACAUCCAGUGAUGUUUGUCUGCCUCAAGGGAAGACUGCAGAAGAAGUGAGACAGGAUGUUAAAGAAAGAGUGCUGCCACCCUGUUUGGUACAGUCUCCAGCAUCUCUCUUUUUUCCUGAGCCUUUUCUACCUAAAGAGAGACCCAAAGAGAGAGGACCUACAGAUCUGAAAGAAGCUUCAGGUCUUGCAGUACCAAAGUCUCCAAUACAGUCUCAACCCACUGCCUCAUCAGAAACAGUUUCCCCUCAUUCACCUGUCAAAUCGCAGCCAACAGCAUCUCCAGUAUCAUCAUCUUGCACUUAUGUGGCCUCCUUUCCUAUCUGCUCACAGCCGUUAGCAGAUGUACCUGCUCAUGUUUCUGCAGAGCCUAGUGAACAGUCACCACCUGUUUCUGUCAAAACAUCUACACCUUUGGUCACACCCAUUGCAUCUAGUCAAAAUGUAGAAAAUAGAAAACCCAUCAGUCCAACAGCAGAGGAAACAAGUAAAAGAGUAGACUUAAUAGAGGAAUUCUGGGCAAAAAGUGCUGAAAUUAGGAAGAGUCUUGGGUUAAGCCCUGUUGAAAGGAAUAGAAGCACAGAAUUCAAUUUCCCAGCGUAUAGCCCUGAAUCAUUAUCUCCAGGGUUUCCUAGCUCAGGCAUUAUGCAACAAGAGCAGAAGCUAUAUUCUAGCAAGUCUCAUCCUAGUUUGAAACUGUUGACUGUCUCAGCAAAUGAGCAUCAGGAACUUACCCCUAUAUCUCAGGAAUCCCUUUUUGAUAAAGAAGCCAAACGUUCUAAUGGAGAGAAGAAGGAUUUGACUAGUAGCUCUGGUCUAGGACUCAAUGGAAGCUGUUCCAUUACAAGAACUACUGCCAGUGAAAGCUUUAAUACUUCAGAUUCUACAAUGUUGACUCCACCAUCAAGCCCCCCUCCACCCCCACCAGAAAAUGAGAAGCCAGCUACUUUACAAAGAAAGAAGCACCAACCUCCUUUGCAAAAUACACCCCCACCUGUUUUAGGCUCACCCGUGCCUAAAACUACAACUACAUUAAAAGAUCUAAGCAAAACAGAAAAAGAAGAAAUACGGAAGUCUUUUGCAGAAAGUGUGGAUGAAAUUCCUUUUGCUGAUGAUGUUGAAGACACAUAUGAUGACCGGACACCAGACACAAGCCUCCAUGAAAAAUUUUUUACUCCACCUACGUGUAGAACAGAACAGCAGAAGGAUCUUUAUCUACCACUGAAACAGGAAAAUGGAAAACCCAAUUCCAAGGAAGACCCAGCUCAAAAAAGAAAACUCUUGCCUGCAAUAUCUCCUGAAGCCAAGGAAGUUGCAGAAGAAAGGAUAAGAGCAAGAGAGAAGUCCGUGAAGAGCCAAGCUCUGCGAGAUGCUAUGGCAAAACAGCUGUCUAACAUGAAAAAACUGGAGGCUAGCAGAGCAGUGCCUGUUGCUGCUCCUUGCAGUAAACCUUCAGAUAUGCAGUCAACAGACAAAAAGAUACCAGAUCUAGUUGUGGAACCCGCCAAACCUCCAAUCAUUAAACCGACAGUUGUUCCAACUUUGAAAGAUGUAACUGCAGAAAAGCUUUUGUUCCCACCUUUAGAUCAUAGCUUGGAGAGUUCUUCCUUAGAGGGUUCCUCAGUGAAAAGUAAAAAGAGAUCUUCACUGUUUUCUCCCCGUAAAAAAGAAAAGAAGUCAAAAAAUGAGAGCAAAUAUGCUACUGCAGAUGAUGUGACAAAGUCCAGAUCCCUUUGGAAAUCUGUUUUUAUGGGGUACAAAAAAGACAAAAAAAAAAGAGAUGAUAAAUAUUCUCCUAGUACACCAUCCAGUGCCACAACAGUAGAUUCAGGAAAAAAAGAGGCUUCACCUCCAAUCAGACUGGCAGAUACAGAGCUGCGGAGAUACUUGAGUUUCUCUGAAGACUCUGACCUCUCUAGUGAUGACAUCUUAGAAAGAGCGUCUCAGAAAUCCAAACGAGAGUCAGUGUAUGUGCCUCACGCCUUGGCUUUCAAGAGAUCAUAUGCAACAAAGAAGGCUUACACAGAAGAGGAACUAAAUGCUAAGCUGACUAAAAGAGUGCAGAAAGCAGCCCGCAGGCAAGCCAAACAGGAGGAAUUGAAGAGAUUACACAGAGCACAGAUCAUCCAGAGGCAGCUAGAACAAGUUGAAGAGAAACAGCAUCAGCUAGAAGAGCGAGGUGUUGCUGUUGAAAAGGCACUUCGUGGAGAAGCAGACUAUUGGGGCGAGUCUAAUUACAGUGAUCUCAUCGACUUGCACCUUGGUGUUGAGUCCCAUGUUGAGAUACCACGUCGUAGACCUCUCUCCUUCUGUCCCUGCUGUACCUCAGAAGUUCUUGACGCAAAUGACAGCUGCAAAUGCAGUAUGGGUAAGAAGGAUGAUCCUAAACUGAUGCAGGAGUGGUUCAAACUUGUACAAGAGAAGAAUGCUUUGGUCCGCUAUGAAUCUGAACUUAUGAUCUUUGCACGAGAAUUAGAACUAGAAGAUAGGCAAAGUCGUCUUCAGCAGGAGCUGAGAGAGCGAAUGGCUGUAGAAGAUCAUUUAAAAACUGAAGCAGAGCUGGCAGAAGAGAAACGCAUCUUGAAUGAGAUGCUGGAGGUGGUAGAACAACGUGAUGCCUUGGUGGCACUUCUAGAAGAACAAAGGUUACGAGAAAAGGAAGAAGACAAAGAUUUGGAAGCAGUCAUGCUGUCCAAGGGUUUUAACUUGAACUGGUCCUGAUCCAGUACCCUAUAUAAAAAGAUUCAAUUACUUCAUGAGUUUCCAGUUUGCUGAAAUGUCAGUUGAUUGUCAUUUCAAUAGCUGAAGCUACACAAGGAAACCAUCUUAUGUACCCAGUCUUUGAACCUUAUAUUACAGGAGUGCAUUGUUGUUGCAAGCUGCAGCAUAGCAUGCAUGACAAUGUUUUAAAUAUGGAAAUCUAUCUCCAGUUAAACAGCUUUUCUCCCUUUUCAUACUGGGAGAUGAUACACUCCAGAGUAUCUGCCUGUACUUCAAGCUGAGUUCAGGGCUGUAUAUUGUUAAAUUUGAUUGAUCUUUGUACUAUACAUAUACUUUUUGUGUUAUUAAUUGCAACAGUUGAUAAUGUGGAGAACUGUUACACAUCUUGAAAUAAUUUGUCCAUUUCCAGCAAAUCAAAUUGUUAGCAGUUUGUGACUUCUAUAAAGCUAGUGCUUGAGAAUAAGCAGAUGCCCUUGAAACCCAAUGAAGCAGUGGAGAUCUUCAACAUUCUGUCUAGGCUCGGUCGUACUAGAGCAGAAGUAGAAAACAGAUGCCAUUACAUGUGCCAUCAGAUGAGUUCAAAAGGCCAUUUUUCAGUGGAGUGUUUGAUCAGAACCAGCAGAAAUCUGUUGGGAAAACAACUUAAGGAUCUUCUUCAACUUUAUUCCUUUUUACAAAAGGGAGAAAUUAACUCAAGCACAUGGGAUGGUAGACAUUCUUAUCUGCCUCUUUGAACUUGGAAAUUAGAAGUAUUUACUAAAUUCCAGAAUGGACAACCCUUCGAAACCUGUAUAAUAAGUAACAGAAUUACAUUUAACAGUUAUUAACUCUCAAUUGUAUAUUUAUUAAAAAUGUAAAAUGCAUCUGGUUGCAGAUCCUAAAGACUCACUGAUAUACCACAAUGAAGAGUGGUAAUCAUUCAAUGACUGAAACAUUUCUCAAUGCAAUGUUUUUAUGUUUACUUUGCCAGUUAUUUAUGGAGGGAGCCUAUGUUGGGAAAUACAUAACUAAAACAA
This is a messenger RNA of Protopterus annectens (West African lungfish), 4646 nucleotides long. Its product is annotated as protein-methionine sulfoxide oxidase mical3a-like. The record is from RefSeq and is a predicted model, not a curated record. The transcript has 19 exons. NCBI's taxonomy places the organism in Eukaryota, Metazoa, Chordata, Ceratodontiformes, Protopteridae. The coding region runs from base 1 to 3630 and encodes 1209 amino acids.